Cottoperca gobio is the source of this 1541-nucleotide messenger RNA. RefSeq names its product nitrilase 1 (gene nit1). Bases 288 to 1244 code for a protein of 318 amino acids. NCBI's taxonomy places the organism in Eukaryota, Metazoa, Chordata, Actinopteri, Perciformes, Bovichtidae. Gene Ontology annotation, molecular function: hydrolase activity, acting on carbon-nitrogen (but not peptide) bonds, in linear amides. The record is from RefSeq and is a predicted model, not a curated record. The transcript has 7 exons.
GAAGGACCCCAGGCAGCUGUUCAUGUGCCUGCACGGAAAUAUUUAUUUUUAUUUUUAUAAAGGUAUCUUCCAUCCUUAAUGUUGCACUACUGCCAUCCUCUCUCUGGUGUUGUCAAGAAAAAACAGAAUAUAAAGUGGAGGUGGUGUGCAUGCAUGCUUGUUUCUAUAGUCGGACAAACACCAGAGAAGAAGAAAGUAGCUCGUCUGAUCCCUCCUGCUGCACACUGAACGUAUUAAUGUUCUCCUAACAUGGACUAAACAGUGAAGGUGAACCACUGUCCGGUCCAAUGUUCACGGUCAGGUGCAUUUUGGGAACAUCUGCAAAGUCUUUGGCCUCUCUCCCAGCUUGGAGACAACGGAUCAAGCUACAAAACAGGAUGUCGACUUCACCUCGCCCAGUGGCUGCAGUGUGUCAGGUGACAGCCACCCCGGACAAAGAGGUCAACUUCUCUGCCUGUAAACAGCUGGUGGAGGAAGCCAAGGAGCGAGGGGCCAGCAUGGUCUUCCUGCCCGAGGGCUUCGACUACAUCGGAUCCAGUCGAGAGGAGACGCUGUCGCUGUCUGAGAGCCUGACGGGGGACACAAUCUCACAAUACACUCAGCUGGCCAGGAAGUUGGAAGUGUGGUUGUCUCUUGGAGGAUUUCAUGAGCGAGGACAUGACUGGGAGUCUGACAGACGAAUCUACAACAGUCACAUCAUAAUUAACGACAAAGGUGACAUCAUUUCAGUCUACAGGAAGUCCCAUUUGUUUGAUGUGGAGCUGCCAGAAAAAGGCGUGUCCCUUAAAGAAAGUGCCUUCACCAUCCCUGGACCCUCCCUCGUGUCUCCAGUCCAAACUCCCAUCGGCAAGGUUGGCCUGGGCAUCUGCUAUGAUCUGAGAUUCCCUGAGUUAUCGUUGGCUCUGCGAAGGAGUGGGGCUGAGAUUCUCACCUACCCAUCGGCCUUCACUGUAGCAACGGGGGCUGCUCACUGGGAGGUGUUACUCCGUGCACGGGCAAUCGAGACCCAGUGUUUCGUCCUGGCGGCGGCGCAAGUCGGCCGGCACCACGAGAAGCGCUCGUCGUACGGCCGCGCUCUGGCCGUGGACCCCUGGGGUGAGGUGCUGGGGGACUGCGGAGGGGAGAAGCCAGGCGUGGUGCUGGUGGAGAUCGACCUGGAGAAGGUCAGCAGCACCAGGAGGAACAUGCCGGUCCAACAGCACCGCAGAGACACCGGUUUCUAUCACAGCCUGGAGAAGACUUGACCACCAAAGAAGAGAAAAGUUCAAACUUUGUUCUUUUCUUGAUGAGAUACAAGUAAAGUGAACUGCAUUGGAGCAUCACUGCUGUAGAUCAUCUCAUCUGUUAGUAACGCUCAUGACAUUACUCACACUGGCCAGUAGGUGGCGCUGUUGGGUAGUAACAUGGAAAGAAACAGGAGGAAAUGGCAGUAAGAAAAGUAACGCAUUCCUGACAUGACUGACUUGGAUAUGUACACAUAUACUUGUAAUGCAUCUGUGAUUAAAUAAAAUAAUGUGAUGCUAAAAGAUUAUAAACCUUCA